Messenger RNA from Funneliformis caledonium, 837 nucleotides. The record is from the annotation of a GenBank genome assembly. Lineage: Eukaryota; Fungi; Glomeromycota; Glomeromycetes; Glomerales; Glomeraceae.
AUGAGUACAAGAAAUACAAAAAAUAAUACAAAUAAAAAAUUAACUACAUAUAAUAAUAAGAAACAAAAGGAAGUAAUUACUCAAAAGGAAGAAGAUAUUCAAGACAAUCUUAAUAACCUUUUAAAUAAUGAUAUUACUACUGUACAGAAUAAAAAUACAGGUGUCAAGCGAGGUUGCAAGAAAAAGCAACAAGAAAUAGUUGAUUCUUUACCUCCUUUAUCUUUAAAUAAUAAUAGUAUUGAUAAUCAGCAAAGUAAAAGUAAAAGAAGUUAUAAGAGAAGACAAAAAGUUGAUCUUUUAUUACUACAAACUAUUGCUGAACUCUUAAAAGAUGAUGAACAAAACUCAAGAUUAAUAUCAAUCCUAGAGCCAGAAGCUAAUUUUCAAGAAUAUAUUCCUUUAAAUACAACUGUUCAAUCAAGAACGAUGUCAACAGUUGAUUCAAGAACAAAUAGUCCAAUUGAUGAUUUUUUAUCUGUUUAUAAAUUGAUGAGUUUGGUGUUGGAUGAUUUGGGCAUUUCUGGGUUUUCCUUGGUCUUUCUUUUACAAAAUAUCAGAUUAGAAUCUUUAGUCUUUAGAAAAUGUCGUAUAUUAUCACUUGAAUUAAUUCAAUCUAUUCUUAAAGCUUCCAUUAGACUAAGGUUUUUGUAUCUUAGUGAUUUACCAAAAGAUGUUAUAAAAGCUAUCAUCAUUAAAGCGUGUGAAGUGUUAGAACAAGUUUUGAUUAAAUUUAGAUCAGAAGAUAUUAGCGAGGGACUUGAAACAUUGGUGAAUUAUUGUCAAAACAUUACUCACUUAUCCUUAAGCACUUAUACUGGACAAGUUGAUAUAGCAAGC